AUGUGGCACAGCGUUAAAGAGGAUCAAGUUUCUCGUUUAAAAUGUCUGUGUCUUUUGUCCGUUUCUCUCACUUUCUCCUUUUCUGACAACCUUUGUGGACUUCUCUUUCUCAGUCUCUCUCUUCAUCAAAUCAACAACACCAUCAUAAUUCAGAGCACAAUCAUCGUCGCAGACAGAAGAAAAAGAGAAAGAGAUGGUGAACGUGGUGGAAUUGCAGAAACAGCUGCAGAGGUGGCAGCAGAGUGGCAACAAUGUCAAUGUCGACGCCAACGGAGAACUCAUGUAUGUCAAAGUCAUGACUGAUGAACAGUUGGAAACUCUGAGGAAACAGAUUGCUGUUUAUGCCACCAUUUGUGACCAACUUAUUGAGAUGCACAGAACACUCUCAGCUCAGCAGGAUCUUGCAGGGGCAAGAUUGGGAAAUCUGUACUGUGAUCCAUUGAUGACAUCUGGUGGACACAAAAUAACAUCAAGACAAAGGUGGACACCUACACCUGUGCAGCUUCAGAUUCUUGAACGUAUAUUUGAUCAGGGAAAUGGAACUCCAAGCAAGGAAAAAAUCAAAGAGAUAACUGCUGAGCUGGGCCAGCAUGGUCAAAUUUCUGAAACAAAUGUGUACAACUGGUUUCAGAAUAGGCGUGCUCGAUCCAAAAGAAAACUGCAAAAUGUGGCUCCAAGCAACACGGAAUCAGAAGUGGACACUGAGGUUGAUUCUAAGGAUAAGAAGACAAAACCUGAGGAGUUUCUGUCUCAACAUAACAUAACAACUUCUGGAGGAUCCGAAAAGCUGUGCUUUCAGAACCCUCAGGUGUACUCUGAUUUGCAGUACUUGAAUCCUGAUUCCAACAAGCCGUAUUCCAUGUUCCCAUCAGAUGGCAGUUUGAAAUCCACAAGAAAUUUGACUCAUGUGUCUGUUUUUAACCAGGUGCUGUCGAAUUCAAGGAGUGAGUGUGCAGGUGGAAAAAUGGAAGUUGGUGGGACAGUGAGCUAUAAUUUAUUCCACCAAACAGGAGAUUGCAAUCUGGGGUCUGAUUUUUAGUGUGAUCUGCAAAGAAUUGUGAGUGUGUUGUUUGGGGUUGUGUUCAUGAGUUCAUCACAAACUGGAACUCAAUGUAGUAAUAUUUACUAGUCUUUGUAACAUUAUUACUGAAAACCUGUCCACAUAAUAGCAUAAAAGUUUUGCUACUUCA
This is a messenger RNA of Vigna radiata var. radiata (mung bean), 1190 nucleotides long. RefSeq names its product WUSCHEL-related homeobox 13. The coding region runs from base 194 to 1039 and encodes 281 amino acids. Lineage: Eukaryota; Viridiplantae; Streptophyta; Magnoliopsida; Fabales; Fabaceae. Gene Ontology annotation, molecular function: DNA-binding transcription factor activity; DNA binding. The record is from RefSeq and is a predicted model, not a curated record. The transcript has 3 exons.